AUGUUAACACAAGUCAUUGGCGCUGGGGUUAAUAUCUUAUACAAGGUGUCUUAUAACGUCGGUUUUAGUUUACGAAUUUUGGUGGUAUAUCAAUUCAUCGUCGCCACAAUAUGUAUACUCCCCUUUGCAUUGAUAGUUGACAGGGGAGCACUAGGGCAGAAUAUAUUUGCAGCCAGCUUUGCUUUUGCUUCUGUGACAUACUUGGCAGCAAUUUCAAAUCUAUCUCUUGCCGUCACUUACAUGCUGGCAAUCGUUUUCAGGAUGGAGACUUUCACUUUAGCCACUUGGCCUGGUAAGUUUAAGUUGAUUGGCACCGUCAUUAGCAUCACAGGUGCCAUGAUUAUUAGCUUCUACAGUGGACCAAACAUCCAUCUAUGGUCCACUUCUGUGGAUUUAUUACAGCAUCAUGGGAUAGCAGCUUUAACCCAAGUGCAAAGGCCAGUAUAUGGGAUCAUGUUAGCUUUCAGCAGUUGUGUUUGUUUUGCGAUCUUUCUUACCAUAUUGACGAUGAUGAGCAGGACAUACUCCUACCCAGUUUUCUCUUCUUUAUUGUUUAUGUGUAGUAGUAGCACUGUACUCUCCACUAUAUAUGCUAUCUCUAUAGAGAGGGAUUGGUCUGCUUGGUACUUGGCGCAGGAUGCUAGCGCCAUAACUUACUCGGGCAUCCUUGCAUCUGGAUUGUCAGUAAUGCUUGCAACAUGGUGCGCACGACAACAAGGACCAGUUUUUGUCUUCGCGACUUCUCCUUUAGCCCUCAUCUUUACAGCACUCAUGGGCCCUACUUUACUACACGAGGAGAUUCACCUAGGGAGCGUUAUAGGUGGAUUACUAAUUAUUAUUGGAACAUAUGCCACGUUGUGGGGGAAGAGUGCUGAGACACAGUCGAGAAGAGAUGAUCUUGCAAUCCAGAUUGUUCAAGUACAAUCAAGAAGAGAUGAUCCUGAUAUCGAGAGUGUUGAGACACAAUUAAGAAGAGAUCAUCCUGAUCUUGAGCGCGUUGAGAUACAGUUAAGUGAAGAAGAUCUUGAUCUUGAGGGUGCUAAGUAG
Molecule: messenger RNA, 1047 nt
Organism: Durio zibethinus
Lineage: Eukaryota; Viridiplantae; Streptophyta; Magnoliopsida; Malvales; Malvaceae
Source: RefSeq, a predicted model, not a curated record